This is a messenger RNA of Biomphalaria glabrata, 9379 nucleotides long. Its product is annotated as ATP-binding cassette sub-family D member 2-like. The transcript has 13 exons. The record is from RefSeq and is a predicted model, not a curated record. Gene Ontology annotation, cellular component: peroxisomal membrane. Gene Ontology annotation, molecular function: ABC-type transporter activity; long-chain fatty acid transmembrane transporter activity; ATP binding. NCBI's taxonomy places the organism in Eukaryota, Metazoa, Mollusca, Gastropoda, Planorbidae. Gene Ontology annotation, biological process: very long-chain fatty acid catabolic process; long-chain fatty acid import into peroxisome; fatty acid beta-oxidation. The coding region runs from base 473 to 2761 and encodes 762 amino acids.
UAUCAAUGAGCUAGUCUGUGAAAACUUGACUUGUUCCUUCAGUGACGAUUGAUGGAUAGUACUGACGUGUGCGUUUGUUUCCCCUAAUUUGGACAUGCUAUCCACCAGGUGUGGUGUUGCAUCAGUUCUGUGUGUGUAGUCACUCGCUUUCCUGGAAUUACAGAAACAUGAAAUCAGCAGGAUCCAAUGGAGACUUGUGUUAUUUUAUAAGUAAAAUGUGUGACGGACAAAGAAGGCCCAUCACAUUGAAGUCCACUCACCCUAGAUGUAUGUUUACAAGGGAUUAUCAGGGAUUAAAUCAAUGUAAUUAAAUGACUUACUAGGAGCAGAAGUGUCUUUCAAUGAUUGUGUUGGAUCCUCAGGAGAUGAAUGCUGCUAAUCAUGAUAUUUACCAAGCAGAAGUGAAGCCCUAUCACUAAUGAACAAUUAAGCUUUUUCUUAAAACAAAUUCUAAAUUUAGUGAAAAUCAAUUAUGUCAAAUAGCAAGUUCCUUAAAGCUGCUACUAAAACAGAUUUCACUGGAACAAAGGUGGCUACAGGUGCAGCAAUAUGUUUGAUAGCAGCUUAUGGUAUGCGUUGCUAUUACCCCACUUUUGCAAAAAUUGUUUUUUCAAGACGCUCAAAGAAAGCAACACAGUUACAAGGUGGUCAAACAAAAUCAUCUGAUAAACACCAAGAAAGCCCAGCCAGUGGAUCCCCAGCUCAUUCUUCUGAGCCACAGAAAUAUGACAAGGCAAAUCCAAAUGUUGAUCAAAACUUUUAUAAGCAGUUAAGAUAUCUUAUUAAGAUAAUUAUACCCAACAUUUGUUGCAAGGAAUUCGGCAUACUUUCUUUGCACACUAUCAGCCUUAUCAUUCGAACAUUUUUGUCUAUCUAUGUUGCUCAACUUGAUGGUAGCAUUGUUCAGACGAUAGUUCAGAGAAAUGUAACAAGGUUUGUUGUUCAGCUGGCAAAAUGGAUUCUUUUGGCAGUGCCUGCAACUUUUAUUAACAGCUUGAUCAGAUUUCUUGAAAGUAAACUUGCCCUUGUCUUUCGUACACGACUUGUCAAACAUGCCUAUGAAAAGUAUUUUGAUAGUCAGACAUACUAUCGUGUCAGUAACCUGGACAGCAGGUUAUCAAAUGCUGAUCAGUGUCUUACUGAGGAUAUUACAAUGUUUACAUCAUCUCUGGCACACUUAUAUUCACAUCUGACCAAGCCUUUACUGGACGUAGCACUUAUGUCUUUCACAUUAUAUAGACUGGCUCAGAGUAGAGGUGCCAGUUCAAAGACACCAACAAUAAUAGCUAUGGUUGUCAUCCUAAUAACAGCCAAAAUAUUGCGUGCCGUGUCACCAAAGUUUGGUAAACUGGUAGCAGAGGAAGCUCACAGAAAAGGACAUUUGAGAUUUAUGCAUUCUAGAAUCAUAACAAAUGCAGAAGAAAUAGCCUUUUAUAAUGGUCACCAAAUUGAGAGGUCACUACUUACUCGUUGUUACAGUGCAUUGGUCAAGCAGAUGGAUUUGAUUUUUUACAAGAGAUUGUGGUACAUAAUGCUAGAACAGUUUCUUAUGAAAUAUGUCUGGAGUGCUAGUGGACUUAUCAUGGUGGCAGUGCCCAUAAUUACAGCCACAGGCAUUAGAGAAGAUGGCUCAAAAGUUGAAGAUGAUGAUGAUGGUGGUGUUAGUGAAAGAACACGUUAUUUUACCACAGCUAGAAAUUUGUUGAUUAGUUCUGCUGAUGCUAUUGAAAGAAUGAUGUCAUCCUAUAAAGAGAUUACAGAGCUUGCUGGUUACACAUCCAGAGUGUCACAGAUGUUUGAGGUAUUUGAGGAUGUAAAACUUGGAAAAUAUCAAAGAAACACUGUGACAAAACAAAAGCCCAUUAAAACAAACUUUGAAAGAAUAUCUGGCUCUCUUGUUCAGAAGGGUGUAGUCAUUGACACUGAGUCAACUAUAAUAAUAGAAAAUCUACCAAUUAUCACACCCAAUGGAGAUAUAAUAGUUCAGUCCUUAUCACUAAAGAUUGAAGAUGGAAUGCAUUUGUUGAUAACAGGUCCCAAUGGAUGUGGCAAAUCGUCAUUGUUCCGUAUUCUGAAUGGCCUCUGGCCUGUUUAUGGUGGUAAGCUGUGUAAACCACCUCCAACAUCCAUGUUUUAUAUUCCACAAAGGCCCUACAUGUCUAUUGGUAUUCUUAGAGAUCAGGUGAUUUACCCAGACAGUGUGACUGACAUGAAAGCUAAAGGCAUCACAGAUGAGGAUCUUAUGAACAUCUUAAAGAUAGUUCACUUGGAUAACAUUGUUCACAGAGAGGGAGGCUGGCAAGCAGAGUGUGAUUGGAAGGAUGUGCUGUCUGGUGGGGAGAAACAGAGAAUGGGCAUGGCUAGGACAUUCUACCACAGGCCAAAAUUUGCCCUGUUAGAUGAAUGUACCAGUGCUGUGUCUAUAGACGUAGAAAGUAAAAUUUACUUAAGUUUAAAAGCUGCUGGAAUCACUCUUUUGACCAUCACACACAGACCCACAUUAUGGAAGUUUCACACCCAUCUCCUUCAGUUUGAUGGUGAAGGAGGCUGGAGGAUGGAAGAGCUGGACACCACAGCACGUCUGACUUUAAAUGAAGAGAAACAAAAGUUGGAGCAUCAAUUGGCUGGAAUGCCUCGCAUGCAGGAGAGAUUGAGAGAGCUGUGCACUCUGCUGGGAGAAGAUUCAGUUCUCCUUUCAUCUGGAGACAUUCCUAUUCCGUCUGAAGAUGACCUUGCAGCCUAUGAAUUCAAGAAUGAAUGAUCAUACAUGACAGUGUACUUGUAAACAUUUUUUGGUCCUAUUACUGCAAGUGUUGUCUUCAAUAGUGAUCCUGUGAAAUGACUGACUGCCAGCCAAUGGCAGUACAUAGUGAGUUGGCAGCAAACAUUGAGACCAAUCCUUAGUUGAUCACAGAUGCAAUAUAUGUGAUUCUUAGAAGCAUGUGUUCAAGUAUUGUAGGUAAAGUUAGUGAUCUUGUUUAUGAAGUGUUGCACUGUAAACAUAGACUUUUAUUAUUUCUGAGAACUUUAAGCCGUUACUUGUGUUGAGUUGGUGUGAAAAUGUUUUGUUCCCUGCAUAAUGACAUCUCAGUUGUAGAUUGAACUGUUUUCAAGAAGUACUUAGAUAAGAACAUUGAACUGUUUUCAAGGAGUACUUAGAUAAGAACAUUUGCCUACUCUUUUGAGUAAAUGAGCUGAGGAAAUUUUAAUUUCAUGUAUGUGGAUGUUGGUACUUUUCAAUGCUCAUAUAUGGACAGGAGAUUAUAGUCAACCCUUUUAGAUAAUUCCAGCACCAUAUGUUGUCUAGCACUGCCCUAAUUCAGUGUAUUAUUUGUACAUUUGAUGUUUACAUUUUGUUUGGCAGUAGCUUGGAGAAUGUAUUGUCAUUUAGUUCAGUGAACUUUUAAAAACAUAGUUUGAUUUAUAAGUGAAUGUUAAAGAUAAUCAAAACUCAUCACUUAUGUUAUUUUACACUAGAUUUCUAUCUUCAAGUUCUUUCAUCUUUUUCAAUUGCCACAUCACUUUCUUCCUAUUAGUAGAAUAGUUCACCUUCAGAUCUCUUCAUGUACACAGUGCAACAAAAGUUUCCUUCAGCUUGCCCUUAAUGAAAGAGAAGAAGCUUUUCUUUCUACUCCUAGUUUUUGUUCAUUGUUUACUGACACACUGUCUAGUCUAGUCAUUCAUUCAUGUUACUGAAUAGAUUUUACCUAAAUGUUUAGUCUUGGGACAGAAACUGACCAAUAAAUAGUAGUAAUACAUUAGUGAUACUUUAUUUCUCUAGGCUGUGAAUUAUUAAAAGAACUUUUGCAGUUCACACUGCAAAUGCUGCACAUUAUGCUGCAAAUCUAGGCACUUAGCUCAUAAGUAAGUUAUCUUUCCUAUCACUGCCCAUAUAGUCAAACUGCCAUUAUACUUUGGAACUGAUAAAAACUGACUUCAAUUUAUUUUGAAAGAUUUUAUAGUGGUCAGAUUUCCAGAAAUUUAGUCUCAGAAUAUUAUGCCCAAAUGUUAUGCUACCACAUUAAACUUAAAUUUGCUAAUGAUUAGUGAAAUACAGAAAGCCUGAAACGAGUUCAUCCAUCCAUUUCAUGUUUUGAUGUUUCCUGAUGAUUGUUUAUUUCAACUGUUGCCAAAGCUAAAAGAGAAAGGGUAUAAAUAAGCUCCUGGUUGCUUUUUAGAAAUUGCAUUACAUGGAUAAUUGAACAAUUAUAAGAAAUGUUUAUUGUAUCUUUUCCCAAAUAUUCUAGUGCCAAAAUAGCCUUUGAUUGCCAUGUGAGCUAGGCUGUUAAUAAUUUGUAUAUCUGUUCAUGAAAGGCUCUGAGAUUCAUUCCAGUCAUUAGUUUACUUUCAUCUGCUCUAUUUACACUUAGGUGUGGAGAAUGUUUGGCUCAUCAUUCAGUUUGACAUUCAGAAUGUACUUUUUGUUUUUCUAGGCAAAAUUGGAAAUUUUUUUACCUUAAAAUAAUCAAUGUCAAGGAUCCUUAAAUGACCUUCACUGUUGUCAACUCAAUCAAACAGACUUGUGAUUUCAUGUUGACAUCUUUCAAUGCUUGGCAGUUGAUCUUCAGAUGGACAUUAAUUGAUUAUCACUAGUUAGUUGCCUAUUUGUUUUCCAAUAAGAUGUUAGUCCUAGAGUGAAAGUCUAAUGCUUGCUCCAGAGUCCAAUUAUUGUGUGUUACAAUGGAAGCACAUUGGAGUCUGCACUGUUCAAAAGUGCCACACAAAUGCUCCUAGACUUUUUCAAAAACAAAGCUUGUCCACUGGAUACACCAAAACACAUUUAUAGUUCCCCACUCGGCAUUGAACAUCUACACUAUUGCACUAUUGUGUCCCUGUCAUUUGUUACAAUACAGCAAGUUCCAGUCUGCUACUGUUCUCUUCUUUUUCAAGUCUGAUCUCCAGGCUCAGUGAGGGCCUUCUUAAUUUCUUCUUUCUAAUUUGGUUCAUAUUAAGAUUCUAGAUGGCUGGGUUUAUUUUUUAGGGGAUGUCUGGGUGCUUCCUGAAAAUGUUUUGUCUGGUGUUAGAAGCUACUUAAACCUUGCCUUCACUUAAAUGACAUAGGAAACUAACAAUGACAGUUUGUACUCACCUUAGAACCUACUUGACUUCAUGUAUUUGGAAACAUUGCAUUUAGAGCAUUGUACUUAGUCAGCACUCAAUCAGGGUUUUCAUAUUGAACUGAAAUCCAGUUAGAAAGCAACAUGUAUGUACUUUUUAUUUUGUUGUACUAUUGUAAAUACAUUUGUUUUGUUUCAAAAACUUUUCAGCUUUACACUAAAUGCACUACAAAAAAACUUAUCUCUUUUCUGUGGGUAAAUUUUUUUUUUAUAUGUAAUAAAAUCUUCAGAAAUAUUUCUUACUCUUUCUUAACAACUGUUCAGUUGUCAGUAUAAUUUAUUUAAAUUGUAAUAUAAUACGUGAGUGAGGUAUUUAAUCAAUUUUUUCCUUAUUAAACUGUGUAAAUUUUAAAAUUUUGUAUUCCCUUUUGCCAUGAAAGUUUCCAUCAUUAUAUAUAUAUUUUUUUGUUCCUGAAAUGAAUACUGAGUGAUUCACUCACUUAAAUAUUUGUUUUUCAAGAUGAAAGGUUUUUUGUUGACACUGAUUUCUCACUUAAAUGUUUCUGAUUGAAAUUUAUAUAUUUCAAUUUUUUAUUUGAAGUAAUACAGAAAUAUCAUGUACAAAGACAAAUCUUUAUUUAUGAAUCUGCUAACAGUGUUGAAAGCUUUGGUUAGGUUCACAUAUUUUGAGAACAGGUCAGCAUUUUGUUAAAUGCCAGGAGAGUAGAGAAUCAUCAGAGCCUUUUGCAGUAUCAAAUGGGGUUGUGCCCUAGCUAUGUUGACAGAUGCAUUCAGUGAUAGUGAUAGUAAUUAAAUAUAACAUAUAGAUUUGAUGGUGGCCUAUUUAAUCCCAUGGCUACUCAAAGUGAAAUAAAAAACAAUAUCAGCAACAAUCAGUCCUGUUAUUUGAUGUCAACUAUGCCCUAUGCUCCAAAAUAGAUCUGCAGAGCAUCGUCUGUAAUUUUCCAAGAAUCUGUUCAGACUUUGCCCUCACUAUAAACACAAAAAAAGUCUUAUACUUGCCAGCUCCAGGUAAAGCCUACUCAGAUUCAAUCAUUAAGAUAAAUCGACAGGAAAUAAAUGCAGUUGACAUAUACAUACCUUGGCAGCACACUUAACAGAAACAUGAAUAAUGAAGUCGACUUGCAAAUCACCAAGGCCUAUGGUCGACUGUCUAAAAAAUGUGCAGAAUAGAAAAGGCAUCACCACAAGUACUGUCUUUCUUCUUGUUAUCCUUUCCAUGUUGCUCUAGGCCUCAGAAACAUGGACAAUGUACAGAAGACAUGCUAAAAAAACAAAGUAGUUCCACAUGAUCUGGCUCAGAAAAAUAGUGAAUGUUAAAUGGCCUGACAAAAUACAUGACACUGAUGUCUUCUGAAGAGCAAAACAUCCACACAAUCCUAAGGCAGUCUCAACUUGCAAUGUACAGGCCACAUCUGCAGAAUGGAACAGGAAGAGCCCUUAAAAGACAAAGCAAAGGCUUCAGGGACACUCUCAAAGUGGAACACCUUCAACAUUCAUCCUGCCACCUGGGAGAUGGAAGCAAAUAAUAGAGAAUCAUGGCAUUCUGCUGUGAAAACUGGCUCAAAAAUGGCUGGUGAGAAGAGAACAGUUCUGGCUUAAGAAAGAUGCAAGAGUUUAAAAUCAGGCAACUGACAUAAGCUCUAGCUGGAAUAUGCUGCCCAGUGUGCAGCCAAACAUUCAAAGCUCACAUAGGUCUCACCAGCCACAUAAGGAGGCACAAAACCCCAGUGCAAAGUCUUCGGCAACCUGAAUGAUGAAAGUGGUCAUCAUUGAACCACAACGGACUAACUAUUUAUUUAUGAUUUUUAUUUUUGAUUUUUGAAAACAUCUAAAAGUGCAUUUAAUUAUAUAUUUGUAAAAUGCAGUCAUUUCAGUCAGAACUCAUGAAAAAGAGUUUGCUAAAUGUCAGGCGUGGUGGUAGUAGCUAAAGUUUUAGAUAAAUUUAUUUUAACAUCUAAAUAAUAAGAGUUCUCCUAUGGCUGGGAUGUUCAAAGUGAACACAGUGUUUGUGUGUUCAUUUAAAUUAUAAACAACUAUUUUAUGUUCUGCAUGUGUAUUUUAUAUAAAAGCAAAAUAUUUUACCUGCGUUAGUUUAAAUUCUGUGCCAUAGUGUUUUUAAUUGAUCAAGUUUAUUUAUCUCUAUUAGGUUCCCAUAGGAUGAAAAAGGUCUAAAAUAUUUUUUUUUCUUUUGAAAAUAAUGUUUUCAGUUUUUGUUAAAUAUUGUAUACAAGUUUAGAUAGAAUGUUGGAAAUGAGUAUUUAUUUUGAUUGUUGUACACAUUUUUGUGUAGUACUUUAUGUGACAAUAUUCUCUAGCAUCUAAUGAACUGGGAUAGAUUUUGUGGACAGAAUAUUGCUAUUGUAAAACUAGAAAAUGUAUCUUUAGAGAAAUAAAAAUGUUAAAGAUCAAGAUUUAUGAAAAGAAUUAUUGUGACUUACUGUCUGUAGCCAGGAUCAGUUAUGAAUUUAGAUUUUACUUCAUGAUAAAUUGUAGGACAUUGUUCAAUCCUAAUUUAUUGUUUUUAUAAAGAAACUUACAUAGCCAUUUAUAUAUAAAUGUGAAAUUCUGUUCUUGCAAUUUCGUGAUAAACUAAACAGAAUGAGCUUUUUCAAGUAAUUUUUACUGGUGAGAUUAGUGCAAUGAAUUAAAAUAGGAAUAGUCAGAGAAAGUUAUUCAGGGGUUUCUUAAGAUUAGAGAUGUCUCAGAACAUUGAAAAAAAAAGUUACCAUAUUAAGAUUUCUUAAGAGUAGAGAUGUCUCAGAGCAUUGAAAAAAAAAGUUACCAUAUUAAGAUUUCUUAAGAGUAGAGAUGUCUCAGAACAUUGAAAAAAAAAAGAGUUACCAUAUUAAGAUUUCUUAAGAUUAGAGAUGUCUCAGAACAUUGAAAAAAGUUACCAUAUUAAGAUUUCUUAAGAUUAGAGAUGUCUCAGAACAUUGAAAAAAAGAGUUAGCAUAUUAAGAUUUCUUAAGACCAUAUUACCAUAUUAAGUUUUAUUUAGAAUAGAGAUGUCUCAGGACAUAGAAAAAAAAAAAUUUGUCAUAUUAAGAUUUCUUAAGAGUAGAACUGUCUCAGAACAUUGAAAAGAGUGUAGUGAUAAAUUCUUUUUUAAAAAAUUUUACAGGUCACAUGUAAAAACUGGUAUGAUUUAUUAAAACUGCUUUUUGUUUUGUUUUGUGUUAUUUAACUAACAGUCCAUCUUGUUUGACUUUGUGUUUAUUAACAUUUGGUAUUAUAGUUGCAUUGAUGUACAUAAUCCUCUCUUGACACACAGAUUUCAUUGCUCAUUAUUUAUUGGUUGGAAUUGUUGGCUCAAAUUUUUUGUUUUAUUAUAGCUUGAAAAUGUGGCAUCUGGUUUCCACCCAACAUCUCUCUGAGUUGAGUGAGGCAAUCUAUAGUUGUCAAUGCAGUUAUCCUUUGGUUGUUACCAAUAGCAGUUGAAUGGGAGAAACAUUUGAAUAUGUGAUCCAAACAGAGCCAUUGGAUGUCUGUGAGACAGAGACUAUACCGCAAGAUGAGAUUAUUGUUUAUUUCAAAAGUAUAUUUUACAAACAUUUGUUAUUAGAGUUUUAAAUGUUUAAACAUAGACAUAUGUACAGAUAAUGGAACAUUUGUCUUUUGAUGAAAGAGCUCUUUAGUUAUAAAUACUUAGCUUCUGGGUAUUUUUGAGUGUCUUUGCUUUCAAGUUUUUUUUUGGUUUUUUAAAUCUUUAUCUGGAUUGAUUUUAAAGUGCACAUAGUAGUAGUCUUUUAGACUGAAACCAAAUCUGCAGAGACCUAGGUGUGAAAUUUGGACUAUGUAAACCUAUUGAAUUGACCAAAUGUAUUUGUAAUUAGAAUUUUCAUUUCCUCUUGACGUUUUGAUCAUGUGAUGAUACACAAAUCAGUGACCUAGAUGUAGACCUUACAACAGAAAACAUGUUCUAGGAUUUAUUAUUAUUAUGAUUGUCAUGUUUGCAUGUUAUAUGCACAUCUACAUUGCCUGUAUUCAGUUCAUGUCUGUCCAGUAAGUUUGGAUUGACAUUUUUCUAGGCAGAUGUUUCUGGAAGUAGGACUUAGAAUAGUUGUCAUUUCAUUUUAUUUGAAAGUCAACACUAAACUUAAGGACUUGUCAUUGAACAUUCUUCCAUUGAACAAAAAAUAAAAUGAAUUCCAUGAGCACUCCUUGGAGCAUCAUUAACAAAGAAAUGUGUAUUUUGCUAUUUCCAGUUCUUUUGACCAGAGCUCCACCCCUUGCAAGCUUUGAAACAAACUAGACAUAAAUAGAUACCGGUGAAAAUAAAAAAAAAUGUGUUCAAACAA